Molecule: messenger RNA, 1685 nt
Organism: Gossypium arboreum
Lineage: Eukaryota; Viridiplantae; Streptophyta; Magnoliopsida; Malvales; Malvaceae
Product: mitochondrial carrier protein CoAc2
Exons: 8
Coding region: 346-1371 (341 amino acids)
Biological process (GO): transmembrane transport
Cellular component (GO): mitochondrial inner membrane
Source: RefSeq, a predicted model, not a curated record
AUAUUCGAAAAAUAGAUGCGGCGUGCUGCAGGAGCCAACUUUGAAUGGUUAUGGUAUUCGUUUGAGUAUUGAAUUUUCUCACUAAUUUUUGUUUGGAUCCCUAGAAUUUAAUUGAUAUCUAAGAAAUACAAGAAAAAAAAACUUUCAGCUAGAAAAAGUUAGAUGCAGUAAUUGAACGGCUAAGGUUACGAGAUUCUUUGAUCAAACUAACAGUUAUAAAAAAGAUACUGAGAUUAGGUCCACCAAAUUCGUGUUUUAGCCAAUUAAAUCUUCUUCCCUUUUUCUCUCCUCUCUUUAGGAAUCUAUCGUGGAAGCAACGCGUGUACUUCUCAGGUGUUUGCUGAAAUGGGUAAGAAAGGUGAAGAAAGAGAGAUGGGGAUGUUCUUUGAUGGGAUUAUAGAAUCCAUGCCUUUGUUUGUAAAGGAAUUGAUUGCUGGUGGUGUUGCUGGUGGGCUUGCAAAGACCGCCGUUGCUCCGCUUGAGCGUGUCAAGAUUUUGUUUCAGACAAGAAGAGCAGAAUUUCACAGCGUAGGCCUUUUUGGAUCAUUCAAAAAGAUUGCAAAAACCGAAGGAGUAAUGGGUUUUUACAGAGGGAAUGGUGCUAGUGUUGCUCGAAUAGUUCCCUAUGCCGCACUUCAUUACAUGACUUACGAACAGUACCGAAGAUGGAUCAUUGACAGUUUUCCCGGCAUUGGAAGAGGCCCUGUGCUUGAUCUUGUGGCUGGAUCAUUUGCUGGUGGAACUGCUGUGCUUUUUACUUAUCCUCUUGAUUUGGUUCGGACUAAGUUAGCUUAUCAGGUUGUUGGUCCACCGAAGAUUAAUGUGAAAGGUGUAGUUAAUACAGAACAAGUUUAUAAUGGCAUUCUUGAUUGUUUUUCAAAAACUUACAGAGGGUCAGGCCUCAGGGGUCUCUACCGUGGUGUCGCUCCAUCGCUUUAUGGAAUCUUCCCGUAUGCGGGUUUGAAGUUUUACUUCUACGAGGAGAUGAAACGCCAUGUCCCAGAUGAUCAGAAGAAAAAUAUAAUGGUGAAUCUGGUGUGUGGAUCAGUAGCUGGUUUGUUGGGACAAACUUUCACAUAUCCUCUUGAUGUUGUGAGGAGGCAAAUGCAGGUCCAAAGGCUCUUGGCAUCCAAUAGCCCUGAGUUGAAAGGAACAAUGGAAACACUCGUUAUGAUAGCUAAAAAUCAAGGCUGGAAGCAAUUAUUUUCAGGGCUGAGUAUCAACUACCUUAAGGUUGUACCAUCUGUUGCAAUUGGUUUUACAGUUUAUGACAUGAUGAAAUCAUACCUGAGAGUUCCAUCCCAUGAUGAAGCUGUGAUAGAAGUGGUAACAAAUAAAGGAAAUACCCAAACAUCAUCUCUCCACACUUAGGGAAAAAAAAAAGUAAUAUUCAUCACAUUUAUUCUUUAUAUUAGCUAGCAAGGAGCUUGGCUUCAACUUUAAAAUUCUUCAUGUUACAACUGAUUAAAUCAGGCCAUCUAACCUGUACAUUCCAUUGUUUUAAGCUCCGAAAAUAGGACAUCCAUAGGUUCCAUUCCCCACCUAAUAAAAUUUGUAAUAGGUGGAGCUAGCAUAUUCUUGGAGCAGUUUCUCCAUAGAAAAAUUAGAUUCAUAAACAAUGUACAUAAUUUUGGGUGUAAAUCAAUAAAGAAUUUUGACUGCUGCUCUCUAUCAACUUUUCAGAA